This is a messenger RNA of Pogoniulus pusillus (Red-fronted tinkerbird), 752 nucleotides long. RefSeq names its product interleukin 18 binding protein (gene IL18BP). The coding region runs from base 146 to 667 and encodes 173 amino acids. The record is from RefSeq and is a predicted model, not a curated record. Lineage: Eukaryota; Metazoa; Chordata; Aves; Piciformes; Lybiidae. The transcript has 5 exons. Gene Ontology annotation, molecular function: interleukin-18 binding.
GCGGGCACAGGGCUGGGGGGGCGCUGGGGCGGUGCCAGGAGGUGCCCGGGAGGAGGUGCCCCGGGCACAGCGGCGGCUGGCGGCGACACUUCCGCCCCGCCAGGGCCACCCCAGACAGUGUCACCGCUCGGGCGGGCACCGGCACAUGGCAGCCACCGGCACCGGCUCCGCCGCGGGGGGGCCCCUGGCACUGCCUGGGCAUCUCCUCCUGGCACUGCUCUGCUGGGGUCUGGCUUCCUGCUGCUGGGGGGGUGCCGUGGGCCUGCAGCCUCCCAGUAUCACCAGUUUGAGGACCCCAGCACAGCGCCCCCAUCUGGGUGCCAAGGUGAGGGUGUCCUGCCAUGCCCGCAGCAGCCUGCCCCAGCUCAGCCUGCUCUACUGGCUGGGCAAUGGCAGCUUCGUGGAGAGCCUGCGGCCAGAGGGCACCCUGAGGGAGGGCACCACCCUGGAGGUGCCCUGUGGCCCGGGGCUGGUCGCCCUCCGCCGGGACCUGCUCUUCAGCUCCUUCAGCAGCUGGCACCUGCACACCAACUUCACCUGUGUGCUGCUCAGCCCCAUGGGUGCCCACAGCAGGGAGCUGAGCUGGCCCCCGGCAGCCCAGCCCCAGCCUGGCAGCAGCCCCACGGGGCCCAGCUGCAGCUCCUCAGCUGCUCCUGCAGCUCCUUGAAGACCCUGGGGGAGGUCCCACCAGAGAUGGGGCCCUGGGGGGGGCGAAUAAAGCACCUGAAGGCUGCUUGGUGCCAGCCCUGCCC